Empidonax traillii (willow flycatcher) is the source of this 522-nucleotide messenger RNA. It is a transcript of the gene LEAP2, whose product is annotated as liver enriched antimicrobial peptide 2. The transcript has 3 exons. The record is from RefSeq and is a predicted model, not a curated record. Bases 62 to 289 code for a protein of 75 amino acids. Gene Ontology annotation, biological process: antimicrobial humoral immune response mediated by antimicrobial peptide; defense response to bacterium. NCBI's taxonomy places the organism in Eukaryota, Metazoa, Chordata, Aves, Passeriformes, Tyrannidae.
CUGAAGGUCUUCCUGCCUCCUCCACCCACGGCUGGUCGAAGUGACAGCUCACGCUGGGAAGAUGCACUGGUGGAAAAUGAUGGCAGUCCUUUUGCUCUGCUCACUGCUGCUCAGCCAGGCACACGGCAUGUCCCUGCCCCAGUCCCGGGCGCCGCGGCAGCGGCGGAUGACGCCCUUCUGGAGAGGAGUGUCCCUGAGACCCAUCGGAGCCUCCUGCAGGGACAACAGCGAGUGCAUCACCAUGCUCUGCAGGAAGAACCGCUGCCUCCUCACCACGGCCUCGGCGUGAGCUCACGAUGACAACACCCCUCACUGUUACUGCUGACGGAGCUCCAAACUUGGGACCUAUUUAUUGACUGCUCAGGAGCUGGACAGUGACUCGAGCAAUUAAAUAUAAACCAUAUUUAAUACUUCUGUCACAUGUGCUGAUAAAAGGACUUCCAAGAGCUCAAGACCAUCUCCUGCCGUGGCUGUGCCUCAGGAUGCCUCUGGCCAAGCUCAAUAAAAGGACUCUGCCUCUCC